This is a messenger RNA of Eutrema salsugineum, 926 nucleotides long. Its product is annotated as 39S ribosomal protein L47, mitochondrial. The record is from RefSeq and is a predicted model, not a curated record. Gene Ontology annotation, biological process: mitochondrial translation. The transcript is spliced from 4 exons. Gene Ontology annotation, cellular component: mitochondrial large ribosomal subunit; mitochondrial ribosome. The coding region runs from base 203 to 640 and encodes 145 amino acids. Lineage: Eukaryota; Viridiplantae; Streptophyta; Magnoliopsida; Brassicales; Brassicaceae. Gene Ontology annotation, molecular function: structural constituent of ribosome.
AUUCAAAAUCCGGUCUCUUUGGGAUGUGUAGUUUAUUCCAAUAUUGUUAAAUCGUCAGGGGUAGAACUGGAAAUUCUGUGAAACCCAGAUUGUCUUCUUGCUCCACUGUUACAGUGUUAAUAAUGGAAAACCCUAGAAUUAAGUCAUUUCCGCUUAAACCCUGAACUCGCUUCUCUCAAUUCAGGGACUGUUGUGUGAAACCAUGUUUCUCACGCGAUUUCUCGGGAGGAGAUUCUUGGCGGCUGCAUCCACGACCACGAGAUCAGAGUCAACUUCUGCAGCAGCUGCCUCAUCGAUUCCAACAGCCAAAAACCCUCUCGAAGAGUUCUUCGAAUUCGACAGAAGCCAAGACGAAGACAAACCUGUUGUCUACGGCCGAGGUUGGAAAGCUUCAGAAUUGCGUCUCAAGUCAUGGGAUGAUCUUCAGAAGCUGUGGUAUGUUCUUUUGAAAGAGAAGAACAUGUUGAUGACUCAGCGUCAGAUGCUCCAAGCUCAGAACAUGCAGUUUCCAAACCCUGAACGCAUUCCCAAGGUGAGGAGAUCAAUGUGCCGCAUAAAGCAUGUACUGACAGAGAGAGCAAUUGAAGAACCGGAUCCCAGAAGAUUAGCCGAGAUGAAAAGAAUAAUAAAUGCUAUGUGAAUGUGACUCGAGCCGAUUCGCAGAGGCUUUGGUACACUAAUAAGUAACGUUUAGUGUUGAAGAGGCUGAAGAAGAUUUGGCCUUUGUUCUUUGUACUGGUACAUUGCUUGUGCUUGUCAUGUUGCUGCUUGUAAGAGCGAUGUGCACAUUUUUUGUAAACCCAUAUGUUAAGCUCUUUGUCUUUGAACGUAAUCCAACAUCUAACGAGUAGAGAGCAAAUAACAAAGUUUUGUUUCAUCUGUAAUAUUUCAUUAUUAUUGGAACUUCGUUCUGUGCCCAAAUCAUU